This is a messenger RNA of Culex pipiens pallens (northern house mosquito), 6517 nucleotides long. RefSeq lists its product as uncharacterized. Gene Ontology annotation, biological process: DNA integration. The record is from RefSeq and is a predicted model, not a curated record. The transcript has 2 exons. Bases 1 to 4329 code for a protein of 1442 amino acids. Gene Ontology annotation, molecular function: nucleic acid binding. NCBI's taxonomy places the organism in Eukaryota, Metazoa, Arthropoda, Insecta, Diptera, Culicidae.
AUGAUCAAAACGCUCAAAGAUCGUAUCUCGGUUCUUGAACGGUGCGAGACCAGUUCCGACUCCACCAAGAAGCAGCAGCCACGAACAAGUUCCAAACCAUCGACUGGCAAGCAGCCGUUCCAGAGGGCCAACGCGGCGACCACUCCGGCCCAACCGGAGUUCCAGUGUGGAGUCUGCGGAGAAGGCCACCUCACCUUCCGAUGCGCCAACCUCACUGGCCUAACGGUGGCCCAGCGCAGAGAGAAGGUCCGGAGCAAGAACCUGUGCUUCAACUGUUUGCGCAGUGGCCACAGCUGGAAGAGGUGCUCGUCGAAGAACUCGUGUGGCAAGUGCCAACAACGCCACCACUCCCUGCUGCACGAUGAAGCGAAGGCUGAACCCGUGCCGAAGUCCACACCGCAGCAGAGUGCUGCCCCACCAAAGAACCCGACGCCAGUGGUCCAACCCGCUGGCCAACAGGCGCCGCCGACGACCGAGGCGACGUGCAACCACACCCAGACGACGAAAACCGUCAUGCUCCUGACGGCGGUGGUCCACCUGAGCGACACCCAGAACCGACCUGUGCCGUGCCGAGUCCUGCUGGACAACGGUUCGCAGGUCAACUUUAUUUCGGAGUCCAUGGCAAAACGCAUCAACAUACAGAGAGUGGCUACAACCGUCCCAAUUUGCGGCAUCGGCGCCGUGAAGACGUACGCCAGGGAAGCGGUCACAGUCGAGCUCCAGUCCCGGUACAACAGCUUCGCGAUGAACGUUGAGUGCUUGAUCGUGCCCAAGGUGACUGGACUGAUUCCGUCGUCGCCGGUAAACAUCGCUGACUGGCCGAUUCCGGAGUGUAUCCAGCUGGCCGAUCCCGACUUCCAGACUCCGGACCGCAUCGACUUGCUGCUCGGAGUGGCCAUGUUCUUCCGGCUCCUGAAAAGUGGACACAUUGAGCUGGGGAACAACCUGCCGGAUCUACGCGAGACCUACCUGGGCUGGGUCGUCGCAGGAGAGGUCGGGGACACCGUCCCUGGUCCACAGUACAGCCACACCGCAACGUUGGAGGACAUCAGCGAGGCGAUUCAACGCUUCUGGCAGGUCGAAGAGAUCGAAUCUGCUACGCCUGUCACCACCGAACAGGAAGAUUGCGAGACUUUUUUCCGUUCAACCCACAAGCGGGACCCUACCGGUCGGUACGAGGUUCGCUUGCCGUUCCGCCCUGUCGUCGCCAGACUCGACGACAACCGCAGCCUCGCCCUGCGGCGUUUCCUGUCGUUGGAGAAGCGACUCAACCGAGACCCGGACCUGCGGAAACAAUACGGUGAGUUCAUCCAAGAAUACCAAUCCCUGGGGCACUGCAAAACGGUUGACGAAACUGUUGACUCACCGAAACUUGGCCGCUACUACUUGCCCCACCAUGCCAUUCUCCGCCCCUCGAGCUCAACGACCAAGUUGAGGGUCGUUUUCGAUGCCUCGGCCAAGAUGUCUCCCUCUGCCACCUCCCUGAACGACGCGCUGCAGAUCGGGGGAAACGUUCAAAACGAUCUCUUCUCGAUUCUGUUGGCCUUCCGCAAACACCCUGUCGUCUUCACCGCGGACAUCUCAAAGAUGUACCGCCAAAUCCGAGUCGCUUCAGCUGACACCAGCUACCAGCGGAUCUUCUGGAGGAACGAUCCGUCCGACUUCGUCCAGGUCCUUGAACUCACAACCGUGACUUACGGGACAGCGGCUGCUCCUUUUCUCGCGACGAGGUGUCUGGUCCAACUGUGUGAAGAUGAGGGUGAAAAUUUCCCGUUAGCAGCCAGCAUCGUUCGCAACGCCUGCUACGUCGAUGACAUAUUGGCAGGUGCUGACACACCCGAGGAGGCGAUCGAAUGUUUGCGACAACUUCAAGGCUUGCUGGGUCGUGGUGGAUUCCCCAUCCACAAGUGGAGCUCGAACACGCCGACAGUGAUGGACCAGAUUCCAGAAAGUGAGCGGGAGAAGCUGAUCGACCUGGACGGGCUAUCCGGUGGCGUGGUCAAGGCUCUGGGACUGUACUGGUGUCCUGGAGAUGAUGAUUUCCGGUUCACCGCAACUCAAUCCGACGCCGAGGCCACCAAGCGGCGUGUACUUUCCGAGAUUGGGAAGUUCUUCGACCUCCUGGGACUCCUGUCGCCAGUCAUCAUCAUGGCCAAGAUGCUGAUGCAGAAGGCGUGGAACGAAGGCCUGACGUGGGACGUGCUACUCAACGGAGAACUGGGCACCACGUGGCAGCAGUUUCAAACCGCACUACCGGACGUGCGGGAAAUUCGUAUCCCUCGGUACGUAAUCGGCGCCGGCAGCGUCGGCCUUGAGCUCCACGGCUACAGCGACGCCUCGAAGCUGGCAUACGCAGUGGCACCCAACAAGCAGCUCGACAUCCACCGUCUGGAACUGCUCGGCUGCAGACUGCUGUCGCGGUUGGUGGUCAAGGUCAUCGCUGCGCUCAAGCUUCCGUUUCGCGCUGUGGUGCUUUGGUCGGACAGUCAGGUGGUGCUGGCCUGGCUCAAGAAAUCGCUAGAUCUGCUCCAAACUUUCGUGCGCAACCGCGUCGCAGAAAUCCUCCAAGAAACGGCCGGUUUCAUCUGGAACUACGUACGCACCAAGGACAACCCGGCCGACCUGAUCUCGCGCGGAAUGUUCCCGGCUCCGUUGAUGAAGUGCAAGAAGUGGUGGGAAGGACCGUCGUACAUGGCACCCGUCGUGUACCCCGUCGAACCUGCAAGAGAAGUGCCAGAUGAAGAACUGCCUGAAUUGAGGAAGGUCAAAAUGGUCGCGAUGCUUGCCUUCAACUCCAACGAGCUGCCAAUCUUCGAGACGUGCAGUUCUUUCCGGAAGCUGCAGCGCGUGAUGGCGUACGUCGUGCGCUUUGUGAACAACUGCAAGCAAAAGAACCCGGCGGACCGAGUUCACCGACGCCACCCGUCCAUUCCGGAGCUGCGGGCGGCGCUUAACUUGAUCGUGAAGGUGGUGCAGCACGACGUGCUGUCCAAGGAGAUACAGCAGGUGGCCGAGAACGAUUCGGCCGGAAAGCUCCAGUGUCUGGCACCUUUCUUGGACAACGGCCUUCUGCGAGUAGGAGGUAGACUGCAGCAAUCGGAGCUGCCGUUCGGGACGAAACACCAGCUGAUUCUACCGAAGCAUCGGGUCACGGACUUGAUCAUCCGAGCUUACCACGAGGAGCACCUGCACGCGGGGCCGUCGGCCUUGCUUGCCAUCUUGAGAAGGCAAUUCUGGCUGCUCGACGGACGGUCGACAGUCCGGAACGUCACGAGAAGUUGUGUGACCUGCUUCCACGUGAAGCCGCGCAACUCGAGUCAGCUGAUGGGGAUGCUGCCGUCCAGCCGGGUGUCGCAAGCGUUUCCGUUCGAAGAGGUCGGCGUGGACUACGCUGGACCCGUCUUCGUGAAAGUUGGACUCCGGAAGCCGCAGAUGGUCAAGGCGUACAUUGCGGUCUUCGUGUGUAUGACGACAAAGGCGGUACACCUGGAGCUCGUGUCCGAUCUGACGACAGAAGCGUUCUUGGCCGCUCUCCAACGUUUCGUCAGCCGACGCGGCGUGCCUCGACAGAUCCACUCCGAUAACGGCACAAAUUUCAAGGGGGCCAAAACCGAGCUUCACGAGCUGUACCUCCUGUUCAAGCAGCUUGCCUUCAACGACCAGAUCGAAACGUACUGCCAGCCAAAGGAGAUUGCCUGGUCGUUCAUCCCUCCCGGUGCACCGAACUUCGGGGGGCUUUGGGAGGCGGCUGUAAAAAGCACCAAAUAUCACCUCAAGCGGAUUUUGAAAAAUGCUCAACUCACCUUUGAGCAGUACGCCACCGUGCUGGCCGAGGUUGAAGCCGUGCUCAACUCCCGGCCGCUGUUCGCGAUGUCGUCCGACCCCUCGGAUCCGGAGAUCCUGACGCCGGGACAUUUCCUGAUCGCGCGGCCGCUCACGGCCAUCCCUGAGCCAACCUACGACGGAAUCCCGACGAACCGGCUGUCCAAGUGGCAGCAUCUUCAACGUCUUCGAGAGCACUUCUGGAAGGUCUGGAAGAACGAAUAUCUCACCAGUUUGCAGCCAAGGGGAAAGAACCUGAAGGAGAAACCAAACGUCCGUCCGGGAAUGGUGGUUCUACUGGAGGACAAGGAAGCGGCGCCGCUGCAGUGGAAGCUGGGAGUCGUAACGAACACCUACCCGGGGCCCGAUGGCCUCGUCCGAACUGCUGACGUGAGAGUCGGCGGCACUACAGUCCGGCGGCCAAUCACCAAGCUGGCCAUCCUCCCGAUCCGGGACAAUGAACCUACUCCUGCUGGGUCUGCCCCCAGCCCGGGGGGAGGAUGUUGAGUCUUCAACGUCCGGCAGUAAAUUGGCAACACUUGCUGUCACCGCAGCCAGUUUGCUUAGAUCGACGAACCACCCUGUAGAGAAAAACGCAACCGUUGCUGCGAUCGGCGACGGAAGAGGAAGGAGAGAAACGCGCGAAACCGAGAGUUGGAGAAGCAGCAACUUGACUCGGGAGGAGUCUCGCGCCACCAGUCGUUGGAACAAGUUCUAGCAAAUCGCUGUAGUUUAACUAGAAUAAAUUAGUGGUUUAGAAUUAGAACCGCGUGUGUACCCUUCUUUCCAACGCCCACUGCCAGUUCAAGUCCACCAUCUUUUCGGAAACCCAAUUCCGCCGUUUUUUCGUGGGGCCAGUCUGUGGCCCGAACAAGCAGAAUGAUUAUUUUCAAAGAAGGGAAAACCUCAAGUAAAUAAAAAGCUUUUCAGAAAAUCAAUGUGUAAUGUGUCCUGUUAAGAAAAUAAAUAGCUUGAGUGUAUUUUUAAAGAAUGAAAAACCUCAAGGAAAAAUACAUUAUACAUUGAUUUUCUGAAAAGCUUUUUUUUUUAUCUUGAGAUUUUCCCUUCUUUAAAAAUACACGUUCUUUCAUCAAAGUAAUGGGAUUUUAUGUAAGAAUUAUCCCUUCUUUUGUUAAUUCUACUAAAUUUCAACUAGUUUUUGUUAAGGAACUCUGCACUAUAAAGAAGAAUGUGUUUUUUUUCAAAGAAGGGAAAUCCUCUAGAAAAAAAAGCUUUCAGAAAAUCAAUGCAUAAUGUAUAUUUUCUUGAGGUUUUCCCUUUUUUAAAAAUACACGAUCUUUAAUCGAUGUGAUGGAAUUUCGUGUAAGGAAUUUCCCUUCUUGUGUUAAUCGGUUGACUUUUGUAACUAAAUUCUACCAAAUUGUAUUAUAAAGCAGAAUGUUUAUUUUCAAAGAAGAAAAAUGAAAAGCUUUUCAGAAAAUCAUAAGCAUAGGUGCCCAAAACCUAUUUUUCAACAUUUUGCGUCUGCCUCGGGAUUCGAACCAGUGACCUCUCGAUUGUGAGUCCAGUGCGCGGUCCGUUUGAUUCACACAGGCAGACAUGAAAAGCUUUUCAGAAAAUCAAUGUAUAAUGUAUAUUUUCGUGAGGUUUUCCCUUCUUUAAAAAUACACGAUCUUUAAUCGAUGUGAUGGAAUUUCGUGUAAGAGAUUUCCCUUCUUGUGUAAAUCAGGUCACUAUUGUGAUCAAAUUCUACCAAAUUUUACUAUAAAGCAGGGUGAUUAUUUUCAAAGAAGGGAAAACCCCAAGAAAAUUUAUAGCUUGAGUGUAUUUUUAAAGAAUGAAAAUCCUCAAGGAAGUACACAUUAUCAAUUGAUUUUCUGAAAAGCUGUUUAUUUACUAGAGGUUUUCCCUUCUUUGAAAAUAAACAUUCUGCUUUAUAAUAAAAUUUGGUAGAAUUUAGUCACAAAAGUCAACUGAAUAACACAAGAAGGGAAAUCCCUUACACGAAAUUCUAUCACAUCGAUUAAAGAUCGUGUAUUUUUAAAGAAGGGAAAACCUCAAGAAAAUAUACAUUAUGCAUUGAUUUUCUGAAAGCUUUUUUUUCUAGAGGAUUUCCCUUCUUUGAAAAAAACACAUUCUUCUUUAUAGUGCAGAGUUCCUUAACAAAAACUAGUUGAAAUUUAGUAGAAUUAACAAAAGAAGGGAUAAUUCUUACACAAAAUCCCAUUACUUUGAUGAAAGAACGUGUAUUUUUAAAGAAGGGAAAAUCUCAAGAUAAAAAAAGCUUUUCAGAAAAUCAAUGUAUAAUGUAUUUUUCCUUGAGGUUUUUCAUUCUUUAAAAAUACACUCAAGCUAUUUAUUUUCUUGACUGGACACAUUACACAUUGAUUUUCUGAAAAGCUUUUUAUUUUCUUGAGGUUUUCCCUUCUUUGAAAAUAAUCAUUCUGCUUUAUAGUAAAAUAUGGUAGAAUUUAGUCACAUAAGUCAAAUGAUUAACAAAAGAAAGGAAAAAAAUGAAAGAAUUGAAAGAAUGUAAAAAACAUCUCAUAUCUAUCGAUCUACAUUGUUACAUCUCGUGGUGGUUGAUAAUGUAUUGUUUCAAUAGUCAACACUUGCUUCUAUUGUUCAUGUCCGAACCUUUCACUUUCUUUUUAUCAUUCAUGUAUUUAUAUUCAUAUUGUUGUCAAAACCAACGGAGUACAAACUAAGUAAUUCUUAACCACAAGUUAGUGAG